Messenger RNA from Chilo suppressalis (striped riceborer), 4516 nucleotides. The record is from the annotation of a GenBank genome assembly. Lineage: Eukaryota; Metazoa; Arthropoda; Insecta; Lepidoptera; Crambidae.
AAGUUUUUCCAGUAUUAAUAUCAACUACAUUGUUUGCAAGUAGGUAAUCCCUUGGAUUUAACUUCGCUAAAAUAUUUUUCAGCGUGCCUCGUUCGUAUACUCAGUGUUAUUUGUAACCGUAGGGCGGAUCGAACUAAAUACAACUUUUACGAACAUUUCUUUUUUUAACAGAAAGACAAAAAUCCUAGCUUCUUUUUCUAUGUUUUUCUAUCAUCAAUAUCAACUAUAUUGCUGCAAGCAAUACAGUUCCCGUGGAUUUAACUUCGCUUAAGUAUUUGUCAGCGUUGUAUACUCAGUGUUCGCUGUAACCACAGGGCGGAUCGGCCGCCCUACCCGUUGCUACCCUCAGUCCACGCCCGCCCGGCCCGCCGACCGCUCAGCAAACAUCAUUAUCGGUGCACAACCGCAACUCAAGCUCGUUAAACGACGCAACAAGUUCCUUUAAGUACUUCGAAAAUGUGACCGAAAAGAAAAAACACCUUAGCUCUUUUUCGAAAAAAAAAAGUUCCUGUAUAAUCGUUACGUAAUCAUUUUUUCCUAAAUUUGAAGACAGAAAGAAAGAAGGAAAAAUAUUUGGAGAAGUUUGCGAUGAAAUAGUGCUGUGGACACUUUGUAUUACGCUAGCUUUAAAAAAUGUUGUUUGUUAUUCCAUCGUUAAGUUACUUUUACAAGCUUUAAUUUACCACAUUUUAAAUUUGGUGAAGUUUGUGAUAAAAUAAGUGCUUAGUAAUUAAUGUUAAACUUACAUAACGUUAGCUUUCUUUGAAAAAAAAACAUGUUUCUUUAAAACUUAUCAUCAUUAAAUAUCCAUUGUUUUGCCUAAACUUGGUGAAGUUUGCGAUGAAAUCAGUGCUUAAUAAUAAACGAGCAGACUCUACGUAGAUGUAUGAGUAAAUUUCGAAAUGGCGGAUAAGCUACACGAGUAUCAAGGAGUGACGGGACGUUUGCACGGUGUCAGAGAUAAAUAUAAGGAGCGUUUAACGAACUGGCGCGAGCAGCAUCCCCGUGGGGUCCGAGAUGUCUUGAGAGAUUCCUUGUUCGGCAUACCCAGCUCGGAAGAACCACCAGAGAGGAUAUGGCAGGACAGCGAGUACAGCGACUUGUUCAGACGUAAAAGUCGGAUCGAGCUCAUGAGGAUAUCAGCUGCAGUGAUGGGCAUUGAAUUCUCUUAUGCUGGGGAGACUGCUUUCGUGUCCCCGACCUUACUGCAGAUAGGGGUACCCCACCAGCAAAUGACACUGGUGUGGGCACUCUCCCCCCUCGUCGGGUUCUUCAUGACCCCACUGCUGGGCUCGUUGAGUGACAGAUGCAAACUCAAGUUUGGAAGACGAAGACCUUUCAUUGUUCUAAUGUCCUUCGGCGUUUUACUGGGUCUCAUAUUAGUUCCCAAUGGAGAAGCAAUUGGCUACGCACUUGGUGAUGAGAGACCAGCCAAUAGAACAGAUGUCCCAUCAAUCCUCGGGCCAAGGAGCGUUGCUCUAGAAGAAGAUCGGCCCAACUACCACCCCUGGGGUGUCCUGUUCACGGUUCUAGGAACUGUGUUCUUGGAUUUCGAUGCAGAUGCAUGUCAGAGCCCGGCACGCGCUUAUCUCCUUGAUGUGACAGUUCCAGAGGAUCAUGCAAAAGGUCUGAGCACAUUCACUGUGAUGGCUGGAUUGGGUGGAUUUUUGGGAUACGCACUCGGAGGAAUUAAUUGGGACGAAACGAGACUAGGAGAAAUAUUCGGUGGCCAUGUCCGAGCGGUUUUCUCUCUCAUCACCAUAAUCUUUGUGGCGUGUGUUAGUGCCACCGUAACCAGUUUCAAAGAGAUUCCUUUGGAGGAGCUCAAUUAUCAAGAAGAGUUCAGGAAGCUGGCGCAGACCGAGCGUAACCAGGAGAGCUUUGACGUGGAAGAUCAGAGCCUCGACAAAGGGAACCUGAAGAAGAACGCUACUUACGGAUCACUGAACCAACCGGAGCUAUCGGUGGACGCAGCUUCUCUCAAUGCACCAGAUACGACACCACAAGGACACCAGCACCUAUCGCUGCGGCAUUACCUGAAGUCCAUCAUUGUGAUGCCGAGUUCACUGCGGGUAGUGUGUCUGACAAACCUCUUCUGUUGGAUGGCCCACGUCUGCUAUUCUUUGUACUUUACAGACUUCGUUGGUGAAGCCGUAUUUGGUGGAAAUCCUGCGGCGCCUGUGGGCACAGAAAGCCGCUCCGAGUACGAGGCGGGCGUGCGCUUCGGCUGCUGGGGCAUGGCGAUGUACUCCUUGUCGUGUGCGUGCUACUCCACGAUCAUUGAGAAACUCAUCAAGAGGUUUGGAGCAAAAAGGGUGUACGUUGGUGGUCUGUGCACGUACAGCUGCGGCAUGUUCAUGCUAUGUGCGAUCCGAGCCCGCGCAGCCGUGCUGCUGUUCAGCUGGACAGCCGGCGUCAUGUACUCCACGCUGUUCACCAUGCCCUACUUACUGGUUGCGCACUACCACGCUACAGGAAUGUGGGAUAGCGCCGGUGGAGGGUGCGGUCAAGAGCGUGGCAUCGGCACCGACGUCGCAGUGGUCAGCAGCUGCGUGUUUGUGGCCCAACUUUUAGUCUCCAUCAUCAUGGGAUUGGCCGUGAAGGCUAUGGGAACAACUGCAGCAGUUGUAGCUGUGGCUGCAGCGCUAGCCGGCGCCGCCGCGUUCACCGCUACUAAAAUCACUUAUUUAGAUCUAUAAAUAUAACUAUAUAGCAAACUACAUAGUCUAUGUAUAAAUAGGGAGCUGGCUUUCAAGGCUAUGGGCAGGACUGCGGCAGUCGUAGCUGUAGCUGCUGCGUUAUCUGGCGCCGCGGCGUUUACCGCUACAUAAAUAUCUUAGUUAGAGCUGUAAAUGUAAAUUUCAUAAAAGUAUAUGAACUAAUAUGAUGACUCACCGCCGGUGGAGGUAUAGUCAAGAGCUUGGCAUUGACACCAACGUCGGUCACGGUGGUCAGCAGCGUGUUCGUGGCCCAACUGUUACUGUCUCCGUCAUCAUGGGGCUGGCCUUGAAAGCUAUGGGAACAACUGCGGCAAUCGUAGCUGUGGCUGCGGUACUAGCUGGCGCCGCGGCGUUUACUGCUACCAAAAUCACUUAUGUAGACCUAUAAAUAUAAAAAUAACUAUAAAGCAAAUUAUAUAGUCCAUGUUUAACUAGCGAGCUGGAAAAUAUUAUGAUAGUCUGUGCUAUUUGAAAUUGAGAGACUGGCUUUGAAUGCUAUGGUCACAACUGCGACAUUCGUAGCUGUGGCUGCGGCGCUGGCUGAUGCCGCUGCAUUCACCACCACAAAAAUUACUCAUUUUAGACCUACAAAUAUAACUUAAACUAUAUAGUCUAAUCGGUUUGAAAUUGCGGGGCUUGCUUUGAAGGCUAUGGGCACAGUGUAGUAGUAAUCGUUGCAAUAUUUGGGCCACCACUGCUAACAUCACUUAAUUAGACCUAAAAAUUGAUAUUAUAUACUGUGGUAUUUUCUGUAAAUGCUAUACUGACUUUGUGUCGUUUACUACCCAUCACAAUCCGGUAGCAAUAAAUUAAUUUUUAAACAUGCAUAUGUACAAAAAUUAUCAUUUUAUUUCAUUUUUGUAAGUACAAUAAUGGGUGUAUUUAUUUAAAUUACCUUUUCAUUCUGUCCUUUCAUAAGAUAUUUGUAAAAGAUCUACUGAAUAAAACCACAAAUGAAGCUGUAAAAUGUAAAUACUUAAGUCGCAUAGCAAUUUUUAUAUCCAUACGGUAUCUUUUUUAUUUUCUGGUAAAGCCAACUCGGUAACUUUAAUAUAGCUAUCGUAAAAGGAAGUUCUUACCAAGAAACAUAUGUAAAUAUUGGAUUGUUGUCUCAUUUACAAACCAGCCUAUGACAGAGUCUGAUGUAAAAGUAAUAAAUAUAUCAUAUUUUUAUGUAUAAGAUUGUCUUAGUCCGAUUGUAAUAAUUUGUAGAAAAAACCAUAAUUACUCUCAUGCUUCAAAACCUCUUUUAAAGAUUCUGAAACAGUUAGCUUAUUGCCAAAAUUAAAACAUCCAAUGUAAUAAAUAAAAAAAUAACACCCGUUUGGGUUUUAUAAUGUUUUUUUUAAAUAAAUUUUAUAAUAACACUCCUUGGUUUUUUAAAUCCCAAGGCGCAGCCAAGUGUGAUAAUAGUAUCACACUUGUGUUAUAUUAUUAUGAACAGUUGCAUACAAAAUUUUACCUACACCAAUGAUAAGAAUCCUCUAUAAUGGAUUCUGAAACAAUUGGGCGUUCUAAGAACUUAAAAUUCAUCAAAAGUUUAGGCGCUGUCUUCGGCGCUUUGGUAGUGAAACGCGCUUGAACGACAAUGUUCUCUUUUUGUAAUUCAUUAUACUACGCAUUGAGCAGUGAAAAUUGUGGCUGUCUGAUGAGUAAGAAAAUUUUACUAUAAACAAUUCCACGCGGACCAGACAGCAGACAAACUCGAACCGUUAGAUUAAACUUCUGGCAGUUACAUGCUUAAAAAAAAGUGAAAAAUAUUACUAUAAUUGCUAUUUCUUCUUUCAAAUAUUUAA